AUGCCGAUCGCCACCUGGUGCUUGCCGCCCGUCUCUGCUGCCGCUGCUGCCGCACGGAGGCAAAGGGCUGCGCCCACGGCGUGCGGCACGACACUUGCGCUGCCAUCUCGGCGCUUGGGAGCCCCGGGAAGCCCUGAUCACCUGCAGAAAUUGCUGGCAAUGAUGAUCAAGCAGGAGCGGAAUGGGAUCUUUGUGGGCGAGCCUGGUCAGCCUUUCCUGCUCCCCAAACCGCCGAAAUGGAGCCCCUGGCAUUGUCCAAGCAUUCUCACGAUGCCAAUUGUGCUGCUGGGACCCUGGGCAGCGCCCUGCGCCCGGCUGGCCAGAGUCCCCAGGCGCCGCCCUCAACUCCUCACCUGCACUGCCUUCGACGAGUGGCUGGAAGCCAAUAGGCUGCCGGGCAUAGAGCGGCGCGGCAGGAGCAGCAGCAGUGCCGACGGUGUUGUAGGAGGCGCGGAGGCACCGCCGCUGGCUGCCAGGCGACGCUUCGCCUGGGCUGAAGCCCCAGCCAUUGCAGCCCACUGCUUGCAGCGCCACGGGCAGUGCCGGUGGGAGCUGGAUGCUCCAGGCCUGCUUGUGGCCAGCAGCAGCGACGGCGGUGGGCUCGUGGCGAGGCUGGAGGUACCGCUGGUACUGGCCGGCACCCACCCAGACCUCUUUGUAUGCGAGGAGCAGCUGUCCCCACUGCCUCCCCGCCCUGAAGCCGAGCACCAGCGGCUGCUGCAGGCGCUGGCCCGCCUGGCUGGCAGCGGUGGCACCAGCGAUAGCAGCAGCAGCAGCAAUGAUAGCAGCGGCGGCGGCAGCAGCGGCGGCAGCAGCAGUGGCGGCAGCAACACAGCGCUCGGCAGGGAGCAGCCGCAGAUAGGAAGCCAGCUGCUGGUGCUGCUGUCUGCAGACUCUGCGGCGCUGGCGCUGUACAGCCAGGGCCAGCUGGCCCGGCACAAGGUGCUCACCGGCUACACCGUGCGCAAGCGGCAGGGCAAGGCGCAGGCGGGCUACGAGCGGCAGGGCGGAGGCAUGGGCAGCGUUGGGGGGGCCAUCCGCGCCCGGGAGAGCCGGCGCCUGUUCCAGGGCGCCGCCGCCACUCUGGCCUCCUGGCACCAGGACAUUGCCGCCUGCAGCCAGCUGUUCCGGAGCGGCACAGUACGCGCGUGGAACGAGCUGUACGCCGCCGCCUCGCCGCCGCCGCCGCUCCGCCGGCGCGACCCGCGGUUGCGGUCUGUGGGGGUGGGGGUGCGGCGCCCGCGGCUGGCGGAUGUGGAGCGGGCGUAUGCGGUGCUGAGCCACGGCACGCUGUGCGAGGCCGAGUGA
Messenger RNA from Chlorella variabilis, 1308 nucleotides. RefSeq lists its product as hypothetical. The transcript has 3 exons. The record is from RefSeq and is a predicted model, not a curated record. NCBI's taxonomy places the organism in Eukaryota, Viridiplantae, Chlorophyta, Trebouxiophyceae, Chlorellales, Chlorellaceae. The coding region runs from base 1 to 1308 and encodes 435 amino acids.